AUGGCCUCUUUACAACCAGAACCCCGCGGCCGCUCUCGAGCAUCCUCAGCAGCCUCUUCUAUCAGGUCCAACACCAGUGACACCAAAAGAAGCUUCUUCGGCUCUCUCAAAGACAUAGUCAAGAGAUCCUCCCGCUCACCCUCACCAAACCCAAACAAGAUGUGCAACCCCUUCUUCACCAGCGCGGCGACAGUGACGGCAAACGACAUGGCAGCCGGAGCCCCGUUGUCAGAAGCACCACCCCCCUACACGGCCCAGCCCCCCCAGCCCAACCCAUCAAUCUCCAUCGACAAACCCACCACCAACCCCCAACACCGGACCCCCUCCCCCUCUCCCUCAGCAACGUCCAUCCUCUCCACCCCGGAAGACCCUUAUGCCUUCCUCUCCAUGUUCGACACCAUCUUUCUGAUUGACGACUCAGGCUCAAUGUCCUCCCAAAACAGGUGGAAAGAAACCAAAUCAGCCCUGCAAGCCAUCGCACCUAUUUGCACCGCCCACGACAGCGACGGGGUAGACGUCUACUUCCUCAACUCCAAAAACCCCGCGCACCCCUCCACAGGGUUUAUAGGGAGGAAAACAGCGCAGUCGAUCAACCAGCUGUUUAGCGACGUGCACCCCACAGGAUGGACACCCACCGGUUCAAGAAUCAGGAACAUUCUCGGUCCAUAUGUCAAGAGAUAUGUCGAGAUGGUGAAGAGGGGUGUGGACCCGGAUAACACGGGGAUUAAGCCGGUGAAUGUGAUUGUGAUUACGGACGGGGCGGCGAGCGAUGACCCGGAGGGGGUGAUUGUCAACCUGGCGAGGAAGCUGGACGAGGUUGAGGCGCCGAGUCACCAGGUCGGGAUACAGUUUUUUCAGGUUGGGGAUGAUGGGGAGGCGGGGAAGGCGCUGAGGGAGUUGGAUGAUGGGUUGAGGGGGGUGAGGGAUAUGGUUGAUACUGUGAGCUUCGAUCAGAGGGGCAGUUGGGCGGAUGGGGGGGGGAGGGUGUUGAGUGCCGAGGGGAUUUUGAAGACGGUGCUGGGGGCGGUGGUGAAGAGGUUGGAUCGGAGGGUUGUGGGGGAGAGGCAGGGGGGGUUGUUGGCGCCUAGGAGUUAG
This is a messenger RNA of Podospora pseudocomata, 1095 nucleotides long. RefSeq lists its product as uncharacterized. The coding region runs from base 1 to 1095 and encodes 364 amino acids. NCBI's taxonomy places the organism in Eukaryota, Fungi, Ascomycota, Sordariomycetes, Sordariales, Podosporaceae. The record is from RefSeq and is a predicted model, not a curated record. The transcript has a single exon.